AUGGGACAGACGCUGUCUCAGCCGAUAGUCAAGAAGGAGUCCGACGAAGGCGAAGAUGAGUGCGUGGUGUACGGCGUCUCCGCGAUGCAGGGAUGGAGAAUCGCCAUGGAAGACGCCCAUGCUGCCGUGCUAGACCUCCAGGCGAGAUACUCUGACCUCGACAAGAGCAGUGCUGGCGGUGCUGGUGCCGCUGCCGGUGGGACGCCGGCGGACAAGCGGCUGUCCUUCUUUGGCGUGUACGAUGGCCAUGGCGGGGAGCAGAUGGCCCUCUAUGCGGGAGAGAACGUCCACCGCAUCGUCGCCCGGCAGGAGUCCUUUGCCAGGGGAGACAUCGAGCAGGCUCUCAGGGACGGCUUUCUCGCUACUGACCGGGCCAUCCUAGAGGACCCUCAGUAUGAGAAUGAAAUCUCUGGCUGCACAGCGUCAGUGGCCAUAAUCUCAAGAGACAAGAUCAGAGUGGCCAAUGCGGGAGACUCAAGAUCCGUCCUCGGCGUCAAGGGACGGGCCAAACCGCUCUCCUUUGACCACAAACCACAGAACGAGGGAGAAAAAGCGCGGAUAAGUGCUGCCGGAGGUUUCGUCGACUUUGGCAGAGUCAAUGGCAACCUCGCCCUCUCCAGAGCCCUGGGCGACUUUGAAUUCAAGCGUGCCGCAGACCUCUCCCCCGAACAGCAGAUUGUCACUGCCAACCCGGACGUCACAACCCACGAAGUCACCGAAGACGACGAGUUUCUCGUCAUUGCCUGUGACGGAAUAUGGGACUGCCAGUCGUCGCAGGCGGUGGUGGAGUUUGUCAGAAGAGCCAUUGCGACCAAGCAGGAGCUACAUCGCAUCUCCAGCUUCCGUGGCCCAGGCGUGCGUCCCCAGUUCAACGAGGGCUCAGAGUACGACUCCGCGGGUCCAACCGGCCGGUCAGGCAGAAUCAUCCUGCUGGGCGACGGCACAGAGGUGCUGACUGACAUGGGCGACGAAGACAUGUUUGACAGCGCAGACGAAGACAAGGACCUAGAGAGCCAGGUCCGGAGAACGACCGAUGCAGACGCUAAUGCUGAUGCUGAUGCCGAUGCUGACGGUGCCAGCAAGACCAAGCCCAGCGAUCCCGAGACGGAGCGGAGGCAGCGGGAGGGCACACCCGGUCCUCAGCCGGGCACAGGUACAUCCACUGCUGCUGCUGCUGCUGCUGCCAGUUCUACUAACUCGGCUUCUGUUUCAACGUCAGCUACGUCUGCGCCCAUCGACGCUCUGACCGAAUCUCCGCGUGUCAUCUCAGCCUCCCCCUUACCAACAGCCGACUCCUCCCCGAACUCCGUCUCAGAGACCAAGCGGUCGUCGUAG
This is a messenger RNA of Nannizzia gypsea CBS 118893, 1335 nucleotides long. RefSeq lists its product as hypothetical. Gene Ontology annotation, biological process: protein dephosphorylation. The coding region runs from base 1 to 1335 and encodes 444 amino acids. The transcript is spliced from 7 exons. The record is from RefSeq and is a predicted model, not a curated record. Lineage: Eukaryota; Fungi; Ascomycota; Eurotiomycetes; Onygenales; Arthrodermataceae. Gene Ontology annotation, molecular function: cation binding; protein serine/threonine phosphatase activity.